ACAAGAUGGCGGAAAAUUCGUCCGGGAAAAGGAUGUUGAUAUCGUUUACUUUGCCAAUAUCAUGUCAAAUCUGUCUUGGAAAGGUGAAGCAGCCAAUAGUGUGCCCAAACCAACACGUAUUCUGCAGUGUAUGCAUUGAGUUGUGGCUGCAACAUAAUCAGCAGUGCCCAACAUGCCGAGUACCUAUAACACCAGAGAAUCCAUGCAAACAAAUACUGGGAGGACAGACUCAAGAUGGGGAGAAUGAUUCAUACAUGUCGACCCCUGCCCUACGAAGAGCUCGCUUCGACAUACUAUAUCAGGACUGUGAGAGAGAAAUUAAAAGACUUGAACAUGAAAAUAAAUUCCUCAAGAACUCCAACUGUAACCUGCAAGAUCGCCUCACAGAAGCAGAGAAAAUGGUUGCGGCAAAGUCGGAGCUCAUCUCAAAUGAAGCAGGGGCUACUUCGUCUUCAUCAACCACUGAAUCCAAACUCCAGCUCAACUCUAAGACAUGGAGAGAUAGCACAAAUUCCUCCCCCAAAUCAUCCCCUUCUAGGGGUAAAGUGAAAUCAAGAGGAGAAAAGAGAGAAAGUUUCUCUUCAACGGAUGGACAUUAUAAUUGCGAUGAAGGAGUGAACAGUGAAGUGCUAGCCUCACUGAGAUCAAAGUUGAAGCAAGCCACAACAACCUAUGAUAGAAUCAAGCAAGACAUGGACAAGCUCAAGGAGACAAACUUGAAGUUGAGUACGGAUAACCGGACUCUGUUAGCUGAGAAUGGUCGACUGAAACAGACAGCUACUGCCCGCUCACCUCAUAAGUAUGAGAAGUACACCUCCAUGGCCCAGCAAACCAAACUUGACCAAAGCAGACGAGAGGUGAGCCAGUUAAAGCGUGCCCUGGAUAGAAGUGACACUUACAUCGAUGAGCUAGAGACAAAAGUAGAAGGCUACAAGUCCCAAUAUGGAGCCCUUACCAAGGAGUCAGGAGGAACAGGAGACAAUUCGAAAAGCACAUCACCAAGAGACUCUUCUGAAGAUCCGGUGACUCGAGGUGAUGGAGACAUACCCUCAACAUCCUCCAGUGGAAUCUUCAAGCCAAUGGGUAUGGGUGAGAAGUGGAAUCCCUUGAUAGUUUUAGGCAAAGACAGACACAGCACGAUGCCAGUUUAUACUAGCCAGAACCCCAGUAUGAGUACAGAUGUGUUCACUGAUGAUACAUAUCGAAACUAUAUUAAGAACAAGAAGGCGAGUCGUGUAUGUGUAACUCAGCAAGAUGAGCAUCGUAAGGGCAGUGCAAGUUUAUCUCGAGAAGAUGACAGUGAUGACGCAUCUGAUCUGGAGUAUUCAGACGCUAUGAUGACCAAUACCCCAUCAACAGCUUUGGACAGAUUGUCCUUAGAUUCUUCCAAAAAGGUAUCAGUUGCUGAAACUCAGUCCUCAAAGCCCUCAAAGGUGUCUCCAUCUUGCCACCGCCAUCUUAACUUUGGGAAGGAUCAUCCAAAAGACUCAGACUUACAUAUUAAGGAAGGGAAUGUAGCUGACGAUGACCCUCUUGAUCAGAAUGCAACCUUUUCUGAUUUGAACUUUACAAUGACUUCAGAGCUCUCCGACUGUGCACAGCUGAUGAAAGACGCCGAAAUGAGAGUGAAGAAAAAGAAGCUGAACAGUCAAGAUAUAAAUCCUGAAGAUCAGUCAGGUAUGAAGGCACUUCAAUGCAGCAGCGAUAAACCAGCUUUCAAGGAUAGCAAACUCAAGUACUUUGGAAAUCCCAUCUCGCACAGUGACCCAACAUCAAACAGAGAGCCCCAUGAAAAGUCUAGUGUCAGCGUGUCUCAGAUUAACCAAGACCCGGCAAGUACACAUUUGACAUGGUCAGGAUUUAAACCAGGCUUUCGAUCAACACCAAGGUCUGUCUCAUCCAGAUCCACAGAAGAGAUCAACAUAAGCAGUAGCCACGCUCUGACAGUAGCGCAAACUUUCAGUAAUUACACUUCAUCUAGUGGUAGCACUGGUACACUUUCACUUCCUUGCACUGUGAAUGAACAGUUGAAAGGUUCCAACACAGCUGCAGGUUAUCCUGCUACCAGUGAAUCAGUGCAGAAAACAAGCCUCUGUUACCCAGCAAUAAAAUCCCAGUUGAAGCCUACUUGGUGUCUGGAUGCUGCUCAACUAAGGAAUGGCCAUGGGACAGGGAGCAGAUCCAGGUCCGAUGUGGACUCAGAUCGUAAUGCAUGUACCUUUGAUUUUCUAUCUAACAAACCGUAUGCCAAUAACAAAGGUGACAAAGUCAACUCUGAAUGGGUGAGCCAGAGUGCAAAUGAUCCAAAAGUGCAAACAAGUAGUGGUGCAAUCUCGAAUGAAACUGAUAUGAAAGGUUACUUACCUAGAACAAACAGGGAAAGUCGCAAGAGAUAUGUUCCUCACGAGAAGGGUAGCGAUAGUCCAAGUAAAGCCUUCAAGUACUGAAAUAUUCAAAAAAGGGGGAAAAUGUUAAUCAACUUUAAACCAAUGUUUGUUGUUGAGAUGCAGUACUAAUAGUUGAUGUUGAUACAAUUCCAAUAUGCAUGAGAUUUUCUACCUCAGUUUUUGAAAGUGGUAAUUUGCCAAGAACUGUCUUUCACUUUAUCUUUCACUGAUUAUCACUCAGGGUUUUUCAAAAAGACUCCAAAUGAAAUGGGGAUGCACUAAAAAACCUCCCGUGUCAGAUUUGACCUGGAUGCCGGGUCACAGGGGGUUUGACCAAUUUGUGGGUCAGCAUAAUCUGGAACUGUGUCAAACUGACCCAGAAUCAAGUCAGAAUCCCAUUUUGUAACCAGUUUCUUGGUCAGCCUGACCAAGAAAUGUGGACAGUCCUCUGGAACCCAGAGUCUGAGUCAGUUCUGAUAUGGGAGUUCUGAAAGUGUUGAAUGCUGAUGAAAGUUUUCAAGUUGUGUUUUUAAUUCCUUAAUAUGCUGCAUACCUACAUGUAGCUGCAAUCGUUUUACGAUAUUCACUAUCCACGGUGAUACUAUUUUUUCAAAUAUAAAGACUGACUCUUCCAUUUGUUUUAAUUGCAACUUCUGGGAACAGAAACGAUGUUGUGCUUGAGGGACAAAAACAUAUCUAAAUCCUCCAGUCUUUGAAACGUGCUCAAGACUAAUUGUGUGAGUCUCACCUAGGCAUGAUACUUGGUCCUUGCAAAAAGUAGGAGCAUUUUAUUAAGUACAUUGACUGACCUAUACAUGUACACAUGGUUUAUGGGUUUUUUUCUUCUUCUAUUUGAUCACAUAUUUCCUGAUUUUUCUAAAGGGAAAAAUAAUCGUAAAUCAGACUAUCGUGGGAAGAAAAUCAUGUCUGAUAUCACUGUACCAUUUCAGCCUCAUCAAGCUAGAGAGUGAGCAAUAACAACAGAUACAUUCUUGGUAAAUGUGUGCGAUCUUGAUGAUGGCACAUAAAUCAAACCUUACUCACUUUUUUUUUUAAUAUUUGAUUUCUUAACCCUGCAAUAAGAGCAUGUACAAAUUUGUUAUUUAAUUUAUGUGUUUUUUCUUCCAAUGGAAGUACAGGUUACUAUUUUUGAAGGAAAGUAUGUGUUCUGUGGUUUAUACACUUUUUGUAAAAUCAAAUGGUCUGUGGUUUUAGCUGUUGAAUUUUAACUUGUUACGUAAAACAUUUUAAAGCAUAAAGGAUACCAUGUACUGAGGAAACAUCUGCAAUGUAAGAUUAUAUCAUUGAGUAUGUUAAACAAGUGGUACUUUGCAUGUGUGGUUUGUUGAAUUAAAGCAGGCAAUUGCCUCCAUACCCCUAGCCAUUGCCUCGAUGCCAUUUUAAA
Molecule: messenger RNA, 3792 nt
Organism: Asterias rubens (European starfish)
Lineage: Eukaryota; Metazoa; Echinodermata; Asteroidea; Forcipulatida; Asteriidae
Exons: 6
Coding region: 6-2447 (813 amino acids)
Biological process (GO): protein monoubiquitination; regulation of DNA replication
Molecular function (GO): ubiquitin-protein transferase activity
Source: RefSeq, a predicted model, not a curated record